Messenger RNA from Salpingoeca rosetta, 1488 nucleotides. Its product is annotated as centromere/microtubule-binding protein cbf5. Gene Ontology annotation, cellular component: box H/ACA snoRNP complex. Gene Ontology annotation, biological process: rRNA pseudouridine synthesis; box H/ACA sno(s)RNA 3'-end processing; snRNA pseudouridine synthesis. The transcript is spliced from 10 exons. The coding region runs from base 1 to 1488 and encodes 495 amino acids. Gene Ontology annotation, molecular function: pseudouridine synthase activity; RNA binding. The record is from RefSeq and is a predicted model, not a curated record. NCBI's taxonomy places the organism in Eukaryota, Choanoflagellata, Craspedida, Salpingoecidae.
AUGACUAGCGUGGCGGAUGAACAAAGGAAGGCCGACUUCCAGAUUGAGCCGUCGAAGGUGAAGCCCACCAUCGACGCCAGCGACUGGCCUCUCCUCCUCAAGGACUUUGACAAGCUGAACAUUCGCAGCAACCACUACACCCCGCUGCCAAACGGCUGCUCGCCGCUGAAGCGCAAGAUCCACGACUAUGUGCGCAGUGGUGUGAUCAACCUCGACAAGCCAGCCAACCCGUCCUCCCACGAGGUUGUCGCCUGGAUCCGCCGCAUUCUCAAGGUGGAGAAGACGGGCCACAGCGGCACGCUGGACCCAAAGGUCACGGGCUGCCUGAUUGUGUGCAUCGACCGCGCCACGCGCCUGGUCAAGUCGCAGCAGAACGCGGGCAAGGAGUACGUCGGCCUUGUUCGCCUCCACAGCGCCAUUGACGGCGAGGUCGCGCUUGCCCAGGCCCUGGAGAAGCUCACCGGUGCCCUCUUCCAGCGCCCGCCCCUCAUCUCCGCCGUCAAGCGCCAGCUGCGCGUGCGCACCAUCUACGAGUCGAAGCUGCUCGAGUACGACAACGACCGCCACCUCGGCAUCUUCUGGGUCAAGUGCGAGGCCGGUACAUACAUCCGUACCCUGUGCGUGCACCUUGGCUUCCUCCUCGGCGUUGGCGGCCACAUGCAGGAGCUGCGCCGCGUCCGCUCCGGUAUCCAGAGCGAGGCAGACAACCUCGUCACCAUGCACGACGUGCUCGACGCACAGUGGCACUACGAAAACACACGCGAUCAAACCUACCUUCGCCGUGUGAUCCAACCCCUGGAGAUUCUGCUCACGGGACACAAGCGCGUCGUGGUUAAGGACAGCGCUGUCAACGCCAUCUGCUACGGCGCCAAGCUCAUGAUUCCUGGACUGUUGCGGUAUGCGGACGGUAUUGAGAUUGACGAGGAGUGCGUCAUCCUCACGACAAAGGGCGAGGCUGUUGCCGUCGGCAUUGCGUGCAUGACGACUGCUGUGAUGGCGACGUGCGAUCACGGCGUCGUUGCCAAGAUCAAGCGUGUGAUUAUGGAGCGUGACACAUACCCGCGGCAGUGGGGUCUUGGCCCUCGCGCCGCCGCCAAGAAGAAGCUGAUCCAGGCCGGCAAGCUUGACAAGUACGGCCGCCCCAACGACAAGACGCCCAAGGACUGGCUCAACGGCUACGUCGACUACGCAGCUGCUGCUGCCGCCGUCGCUGCAACAGAGACACAGGACGCAGACGACAGCAACCCGGCCAAGAAGCGCAAGCAAUCGGAGGACGUGUCUGAGCCAUCCACGCCCGUGAAGGAGUCAAAGAAGGCAAAGACAGAGGAUGAGCCCAAGAGCGAGAAGAAGAAGAAGAAGAAAAAGAGCAAGGACAAGGACGAGCCAAGCACACCCAAGAGCGAGAAGAAGAAGAAGAAGAAGUCGAAGGACGCUGACACACCCAAGAGCGAGAAGAAGAAGAAGUCCAAGAAGUCCAAGGACGAGUGA